AUGACGAUUGAUGUUAUUGACAAAACGGCUGUUGUUGAGAAGAAAAUCAAAACGAUUAACGUCCGAGUAUUGCAUCUCGAUGAAACAGUACACAACUUUAUUCUUCCCCACCACGCUAGCGGUGCUGAACUCUACGUUCAAGUAAUGCGCAAAUUUAAUAUUCUCGAAUCGGAUUAUUUUGACCUGGAAUUUAUGAAUGAAGAUGGAAUCAGGUGCUGGAUGGAUCAUACAAGACCCCUGUUGCGUCAAACUGCUCAUGGAAAAGACAUAGUCUUCCGCUUUUGUGUUAAAUUUUACACACCCCAUCCAAACCUUCUUGAAGAAGAAUAUACAAGAUACCUCUUCGCGCUGCAAAUUAAACGAGAUUUGGUGACUGGUGUUCUGAUAUGCAGUGAAAAUACAGCCGCACUUUUAGGCUCUUACAUAGUACAAGCUGAAAUCGGCGACUUCAUAAAGGAGGAAUACAGAGAUAUUAGCUACUUGCGAAAUUUGAAAAUCCUUCACGAACCGAAUGAUGAUCGACUUCGGCGUGUAAUGGAUUUCCACAAAAAUCACAUGUAA
Molecule: messenger RNA, 561 nt
Organism: Rodentolepis nana
Lineage: Eukaryota; Metazoa; Platyhelminthes; Cestoda; Cyclophyllidea; Hymenolepididae
Source: the annotation of a GenBank genome assembly